This is a messenger RNA of Penicillium pulvis, 6546 nucleotides long. RefSeq names its product nonribosomal peptide synthetase hasD (gene nrps5). The coding region runs from base 1 to 6546 and encodes 2181 amino acids. Gene Ontology annotation, cellular component: cytoplasm. Gene Ontology annotation, biological process: secondary metabolite biosynthetic process; amino acid activation for nonribosomal peptide biosynthetic process. The transcript is spliced from 2 exons. Lineage: Eukaryota; Fungi; Ascomycota; Eurotiomycetes; Eurotiales; Aspergillaceae. The record is from RefSeq and is a predicted model, not a curated record. Gene Ontology annotation, molecular function: catalytic activity; phosphopantetheine binding.
AUGUUGAACAAUGGGGAGAUCGACUUGAUAUCGCUGUUCCAAUCAUGGGCUGCUCUACACCCAGAUUCCGUUGCAAUGGAAGAUUGCACGCAGUCCGUCACAAACCCACCGAGAGUGACAUACCGAGAGUUGGACGAGUGUUCGAAUCGAUUUGCUCGGAAACUAAAACACAAUGGCAUUCGAUACGGAGAUGCCGUUCCUUUGCUUUCUCGCCGCAGCCCAGAGGCUAUCAUCGCGAUAUUAGCCAUCCUGAAGUGUGGAGCGUGUUAUGUUCCCAUGGAUGCAGACACCUGGGCGCAAGAUCGAAUACAAAUGACGCUGCAACAAAUCCAACCACGUUUAGUCGUCUCGACCAAUUCAGCACACUCUACCUUUCCGACGAGUCUCUGGAAGGUACUAGAUAUGCCCUCUUGGAAAGAAGUGCUUGAUUCACCCUUUGCUCUGGAGCAUCAGACCAAUACCUGGGAGGACGUUUCUCAACAUGUAUCUCAGCUUGAUCGGCUGGCGUAUAUAAUUUUCACCUCCGGUACUACGGGAAAGCCGAAGGGAGUUAUGGUGUCUAUGCGAUCGAUUACUGCAUAUUGCAGGGAAUGUGACCCUAAUCUUCCUUUCAAUCUAGCUUGUAAUCCCAAUUCUCGCGUGCUAUGCGUGGUAUCCAUUGCGUUCGAUGCAUGUGUCGGCGUCAUCUUCAGUUCCAUGACCAGUGGUGGCACAUUGGUACUCGCCAAUCCGUCUACCUUCACAGCCGCUGCCAAAUUAUGCUCCGUGCUCCCACUCACACCCAGCAUUCUCUCAUCUCUGGACCCGAAUGAUGGAUUUGAAAACAUCAAAGCUAUCUACAUGGGGGGUGAGUCCCCCUCGCCAGCAUUAAUUGAAGCCUGGUCCGGGCCAGGCCGUCGCAUAUUCAAUGCAUAUGGCCCAACCGAGGCCACUUGUGCCACCCUGCUGAGUGAGCUGUUUCCAGGGGGGCCCAUUACUGUCGGUUGGCCGAUUUGGUACAGUAAAAUUAUUUUGGUGGAUUCGGAUGGAAGGACCACUAAGGAAGAGGGUGAGAUCUAUAUUGGAGGUGAUGGUCUCGCAGUUGGAUACUAUGGCAACGAAGAAGCCACAGGCAAGGCGUUCGUGAUCCACGACGGGGAAAGGUUUUACAAAACAGGAGAUUUGGCUCGUCUCACCGAUGAUGGCUUCGUUUUCAGAGGACGAAUGGACAGCAUGGUGAAGAACCGUGGCUUUUUGGUUUCACUGGAGGCCGAGGUAGAGCCUGCUAUCCUCAGCUGUCCAGGGCUUACGGGAGCUGUGGCGAUGAAGAUUGAGAAUUCCCUUGUGGCUUUUAUCUCGCCAGCCGUCCAUUCGAAUAGAGUGAGGAAACACCUCAAUGACAAUUUUUCGACAUUUCUCGUACCUGAUACAAUCUACGCGCUGGAUGAAUUCCCCCAAACAGCCAACGGCAAGACCGACCGCAAGCAGCUUCAGUCAUUUCAUCAAGCCAGGUUGACCGAUUCGAAUAUGGAUUCAGCUGUAUCACCCUAUUCCAGCCAUUCACUGUCCCCAUUGGAGGCCGCAAAAAAGGCCUUUGCCCUUAUUUUGCGCCUACCAGAGCCUUCUACUGGCCCCGACACUUCAUUCCUGCAAAAUGGAGGCCAUUCUCUUAGUGCAGUGCGUCUUGUCUCAGCCCUCCGCAAAUUAGGUUUUGCGACAUCUGUCACCGAGAUCCUUGCAAGGGAUACUGUAGAUGCAGUUGCCAAGGCCCUCACGCCGCUCAUGAAGACUUUUUCCGCUUCGUUAACUUCGAACAAGGGCAACGCGCCCAUGACGGAUCUUCAACUACGCAUGUUGCGGGCAACAAUGCAAUCUCCAGUUUUGCAUUACAUCAAAAUUGGAAUGACAUUUGAACACAGGGGUACUCACGCGAUAUCCAAAACGUUGCGGCGUGUAUGGAACACUAUUUACCAGACACAUGAAAUACUUCGAACAACCUUCGAUCUCUCAGUGGAAAAUGGCGUCCAAGUGAUUGAUGAGAGUUUUCAUCUUGAUUGGGACGAAAGCGUUGUCUCGGAAGAACAUUGGGAUAACGUGUGUGCAGAGGCGAUAGAUAUGAAUCGUUGGGACCAGAGCUCGUCCCACGACACAAGGCCUUUAUCAUCCACACAUCUCAUCAUCAUUCCUAGCUAUCGAACUCGCCUUAUCUGGACUGUACACCAUAGCUUGAUUGACGGUUGGUCGGCGGCAAAGCUGCUUGGGGACUUGACAACUUUACUAAACGACGGACAGCUCCCCCAGGACUAUCCUCAGUUUGGUGAUGCUGCCCGGUUGGUCCAUGAACUGACCAUGGAAUCGGAUAAACAGGCUUUCCAGUACUGGCGAUCGAUAGCCCAGGGGUACUUUCCAGCAAAGAAAAUCCUCCUUGCUUAUCCUCAUGACAACAAGUCGCUGGCCAAGGUUUCUGCCCAGGCUGACGUACACGAGUCGCUUGGUCUCCCAGUGACCGCAUUGGAGGGGGCUGCGAUAUACUUUGGCGUUACUUCAUCGACAAUCAUGUAUGCUGCGUGGGCACUGCUACUAUCUCGAUACUGCGACUCAGAAAAGAUCGCCCUGGGGGCAGUGGUUGCUGGCCGAACUCUACCGGUUGAUGGUAUUGAGGAUGUUGUGGGACCUCUUAUUAACACGUUACCGUUGUGUGUUGAUACAAACCAAAGUGAUGUUGGUACCCUACUGAACGCUGUCUCGCAAUCUCUUUACGGGCUGCUAGAUGUGCAAUACUCCACGCACGCGCUUAUCCAAGAGGCCUGUGCCACCAAGAGCAGUGAGCUCUUUGAAACUGUCUUGGCAAUCCAGUACGACUUUCCUACUUUCGGCCCCACAGGCAAGAGUGAGAUGGUUCCAACGGAGGUCGAAUUUCGAGAGUCGACCGAGUUGCCAUUGACCGUGUUGGUCAACGAAGUCGAUGGAGUUCUCGAAACGAGACUGUUGUACUCUUGUCACUCUUACGACCGAGAUCAGGCGACCAAAAUUCUCCAGCAAUUUCAUAGUCUUGUCCACGCUAUUGUGCAGACAGACUCACAAGGUUCGCUUGACGAGAUCAAUUCACACACUUUCGACGGCUGUGAUGAGCCGUGUGCUCGGUUGACAGACACCCCAUCCAAAAAGGAGGUAACGGACGCUGACUCUGAAAAUUUCGAUGGGCCACAUACAAUUCAGUUGGCGAUUCAAGAUUCCAUCAGUCGCUUCCCGGAUUUUUGUGCUGUAGCGACAGCCUGCAGAUCCCUCUCAUAUCAUCAACUGGACUGUGUUAUGAACAUUGUCGCUUCUCAGAUCAACGAAGUCACUGCCCCAGGAGAUGUGGUGGGAAUCAUCAGCGACGGAUCUAUUGAAUGGCUAGUGGCCAUUCUCGCCGUUAUCCAGUCGGGCUGCACAUACUGUCCAAUUGAUGUAAAGCUUCCCAAGGCGCGGCAACACUACAUGAUUAAUUCAACUUCCGUCAAGCUUGUUUUAUUGCCGCAUGCUAGCAUGCGUUCUGAAUACGCCUUUCUGGGAGAUGUCAAGGUGUGGGACAUUGAGAGCCUGGUCACGCAGAAGGCCGCUCGUAAAAACUACGGAUAUCGUGCCGUUGAGGAGAGCGAUAUCGCAGUAAUCAUAUUCACAUCAGGAAGCAAGGGUGUUCCCAAAGCUGUGCAGCUUACCCAUAAGGGUAUCAUGUCUUUGCUUUCUUCUCCGGAAGGAAGAUUAUACUCCAAGCCCGGGUGGCGCAUUGCACAGACAUUGUCGCUCGGCUUUGACUGCUGCGUGCUUGAAGUCUUUUCAGCCAUCGGCUUUGGAGGUACGCUUGUCUUAAAGAAUAUUGAUGAUCCGCUUGCACACCUUAGCAUAGUCGAUGCGACAGUCGCGACUCCCUCUCUCCUAGCGACUUUGAGUCCCGAAAACUAUCGAAACUUGCAGGUAGUUUUUCUUUUGGGAGAGGCACUUCACCAGAACCUCGUCGAUCGAUGGCGCCCGGGUAGGAUAGUCCAAAACUGCUAUGGUCCGGCAGAAUGUACUCUUUUUGUCACCUACAAACGCUUCGAUGAAGCUGAUGAACGGGUGAGCAUCGGCAAGCCUGUGGGCCGAAUGCGCUGCUAUCUCCUCGACAAGAAGCAACGGCGCGUUCCGCUGGGAGUCAAGGGUGAGAUCUACAUCUCCGGGGUCCAGGUCACUCCCGGAUAUCGAAAUGAUGCGGUUCAGUCAGCAGCUGCGUUUCUGCCUGAUCCUUUUACCCGGGGAUGUAUGAUGUUCAAAACCGGUGACAUGGGACGUCUGUUGCGGGAUGGGAACAUCGAAUACAUUGGAAGAGAAGAUGACCUUUUCAAAAUCCGUGGCUUUCGGGUUGACCUGGGUGACAUUGAAGCUUCUAUCCUGGUACUUGCCCCAGACGUGCAAAACAUAGCUGUCGUGGUGCCCCCUGCAGCGGACCUUCUCCUCGCUUUUGUCACUCCAAUGUCUGUCAACAUUUCUGUGCUGCAGGAGAGGAUCAAAAGAAACCUUCCACCCCAUAUGAUUCCAGCGCGCAUAACGGCUCUAGCUGAUCUGCCUUUAUCACCAAAUCAUAAAGUCGACCGUAAGCAAUUGGCAUCUAUGAGCAUACCUUCAGCACGUGCUAUUGUACCACUAGCGACUCCUACGGAGAAGCUUGUCGCGCGCAUCUGGCGAGAUGUCCUUGGAGAGUCCCCCUUGGCGCAUGAUAUCAGUGCUUCCGAUCAUUUCCUGACUAUUGGAGGCCAUUCACUGCUGCAAAUCCGAGUGGCACAGCGCCUGGGCCAAACAUUUAACAUUCCUUUUCCUUUGGUGCUGGUCAUUCGACAUCCAACCCUCCAAGACUUGAGUCGAGCAGUUGACAACGAGGUUCUCGGUCAGCGUAAGCGCAAAGCAAAAGAUAGCUUCCUUUUGAUCAAGCCUUCAUCAAGGGCAGUACGCUUGCCUGUAUCAUUCUUGGAAGAAGAAUUACUGGUAAACGACCUUGUUUCCGGAUCUUCACCCGCAAUGAAUAUUAUCUUCGCGACCGAAUUCAACAAGCUAGUGUGGGUUGAGGUCCUGGACCAGGCAUUCAAGGAAUGCGUCAAGGAGCGUGAGAUUUUUCUGUCGCGCUAUGUGCAGAUUGAAGGCAAAUAUGCCCGGACUCUCGUUCCCACCCCAGCUUCCAUCCACCGAUUCACUUCGGCAGAGCUAUCCUUCGAUGAAUUCUUAGACGCUGCCAAGAACUACCAUUUCAGCCUUGAAAAGGAACAGCCUGUCCAAGCUUAUCUAUACCAACAUUCUACAGGCAAGGUGACACUGGUCAUUCUCAUGUCCCAUCUAAUCGGCGACGCCAUCACAAUUAGCGGAUUCAUCAAGUCGUUCUCGACCCGGUACAACGCGUUUCAAAAUCGAGACCCUUAUAACCCAGCCUUCCACCUCGCAGACCUGAGGGGAAAACGCACAUACAUUGACUGGACAGCAUGGUCAAUGCCGCAAGAGAAAAUCCCAGACGAAGUAUCCUCCUUCUGGGAGAAAUACCUUGCUAGUCCACCUCUACACGCCCGUUUGAACAAGUUCCAUCGGCCAAGGUCCUACAAUGGUGGAUAUCAGUCAUGGAAAAUCCCGUCUUCUUGUUCUCAGUCUCUUCUUGAAAUCUGCACCGACAUGUCCAUAAGCCCUCAUCAGCUCAUGCUCGCUGCAGUGGCGAUGACAACCCAGAGUCUUCGCCCCAGUCAAGACAUCAUUAUGAUGGCCCCAUACUCACUUCGCAACGAACCUGGGACCGAGAACCUUGCAGGCUGCCUCUUAGAUCGUGUACUCAUUCGCGUGCGGUGGGAAAAAGCAUAUACUCUCCGCGAGUUUCUCCAGUCUGUCCACCAAGCCUCUCAAUCAGCCAUGGCCCACUUCGUCCCAUGUUCAGCCCUCUUCAAAUCCCUCCAGCUGCAACCUUCUCUCACCGAUUCCCUCGCAGAGAUUAUGGUGACUUUUCACUCCAAGACAAGUCUCGAUAAUCCGUUAGACUUUGGCCAGACACUCACCAUCCGACCAACCGGCGCCAAAUUCCCUCUCUUAUUCGAAUUUUUCCAAAGCAAUGAGGAUCAAAAUCAAAUCUCCAUGUUUCUCGAGUAUGACGAGGCGAUCCUCACCUCCCACGAGAGCGAAUGCCUGGUUUCUGCAUUCCAACUAGUCUUAACACUCAUAGCUGAGCACAAGAACAUUGAUGAGAUUGUGUCGACUGUUUCAAAUACUUCCGAGGAUGUCCACCCUGUGGUCAUUCAUGAUACUUCGACGAAGUCAGAAUCUGAUCGGGCUUCGGAUCCCAGCUCCUCCGGGACACAGCCACAUUAUGUGGAAGCUAUCCGCGAGGCCUUUGCAACAUGUCUUGAUAUAAAUAUGGACAGUGUCGACCCGGAAUCGUCUUUCUUUGACCUGGGAGCGUCCUCAAUUGAUGCGGUGAAACUAGUGUGGUUGCUAGCUGAGAAGGAUAUCUGUAUUACUGCUCGUCAGGUACUGUUAGAACGAUCUCCUGCUCGCCUUGACCGGGUGCUUCGGUCUUGA